Molecule: messenger RNA, 1968 nt
Organism: Callorhinus ursinus (northern fur seal)
Lineage: Eukaryota; Metazoa; Chordata; Mammalia; Carnivora; Otariidae
Gene: TRIM7
Product: tripartite motif containing 7
Molecular function (GO): protein binding; zinc ion binding
Source: RefSeq, a predicted model, not a curated record
AUGGCGGCGGUGGGGCCGCGGGCAGACCCCCGCGCCGGGGCCGAGGCGCUGGCACUGGCCGCAGAGCUGCAGGGCGAGACCACAUGCUCUAUAUGCCUGGAGCUCUUCCGCGAGCCAGUGUCCGUCGAGUGCGGUCACAGUUUCUGCCGCUCCUGUAUCGCGCGCUGCUGGGAGCGCCCCGGCGUGGGAGGCCCAGCGCCGUGCCGCGCGCUGCCCGGCCCGCUGCCCUGCCCACAGUGCCGAGAGCCCGUGCGUCCCGGCCAGUUGCGGCCCAACCGGCAGCUGGCCUCGGUGGCCACGCUGCUGCGGCGCUUCGGUCUACCUGCGGCCGCGCCAGGGGAGCGCCAGCCCAUGGAGGUGGCGCUGGCUGGGUGCGUCCAGCAUGGCGAACCGCUCAAGCUCUACUGCCAAGACGACGGACGCGCCAUUUGCGUGGUGUGCGACCGCGCCCGCGAACAUCGCGCGCACGCAGUGUUGCCGCUUGACGAGGCUGUGCAGGAAGCUAAGGAGCUCCUGGAGUCCAGGCUGAAGGUCCUGAAGAAGGAUCUGGAGGACUAUGAGGUGUUUCGUUCCACUGAAGAGAAGGAGAGCAAGGAGCUCCUGAAGCAGAUGGCAGCUGAGCGAGAGAAGGUGGGUGCAGAGUUCCAGGCACUGCGGGCCUUCCUGGUGGAGCAGGAGGGCCGGCUCUUGGGCCGUCUGGAGGAGCUGUCCCGGGAGGUGACACAGAAGCAGAAUGAGAACAUAGCUCAGCUUGGGGGUGAGAUCACCCAGCUCUCCAAGCUUAGCAGGCAGAUCCAGGAGACAACUCGAAAGCCUGACCUUGACUUUCUCCAGGAAUUCAAAAACACCCUAAGCAGAUGCAGCAAUGUGCCUGGCCCCAAGCCAACCACAGUCUCUUCUGAGAUGAAGAAUAAAGUCUGGAAUGUUUCCCUCAAGACCUUUGUCUUAAAGGGGCUGCUCAAGAAGUUCAAAGAGGAUCUUCGGGGAGAGCUCGAGAAAGAGGAGAAAGUGGAGCUGACCCUGGACCCGGACACCGCCAACCCCCGCCUCAUCCUCUCCCUGGAUCUGAAGAGCGUGCGCCUUGGACAGCGGGCCCAGGACUUGCCCUGCAACCCACGCCGCUUUGAUACCAACACGCGGGUCCUGGCGUCCAGCGGCUUCUCCUCGGGGCGGCACCACUGGGAGGUGGAAGUGGGCUCCAAGGACGGCUGGGCCUUUGGCGUGGCGCGCGAGAGCGUGCGCCGCAAGGGCCUCACGCCCUUCACCCCUGAGGAGGGCGUCUGGGCGCUGCAGCUCAACAGCGGCAAGUACUGGGCGGUGACUAGCCCCGAACGGACGCCCCUCAGCUGUGGCCACCUGUCCCGCGUGCGGGUGGCCCUGGAUCUGGAGGUGGGCGCCGUGUCCUUCUACGCCGUGGAGGACAUGCGCCACCUCUACACCUUCCGCGUCAAUUUCCACGAGCGCGUGUUCCCGCUUUUCUCCGUCUGCUCCACCGGCACCUACUUACGAAUCUGGCCUUGAAAGGCCUCCGUGGCCUCUCAGAGAGGCUGUCAGCUCUGCCUUCAGACACCUGGAUCCAGCUGACCUGAGGUCUCUACUCAGGAAGGAGCGCUGUACUCCCAGCUCAGAGAACAGCCUGGACCAGAACUGGAAGGAGAUUCUUGACCUGUACAUGAGCAGAAAGCCCAAGGGCAUGGCUACUUUCCAGUACCCCUCAACCUGAUGAUACAGAGUGAUAUGUACUUUCUCGGCCACAGUGACAGCCAUGUGUGCUCACAGAUGCCUAAACCCCUUCCAAAUGCCAAAGCAUAGUCUCCCUUGAGUAAGGAGACCAAAGGUUAUGGAAUUUUCAAACACAAAACAGCACUUAUAAUUUUAUGGAUGUAACUAAUAUCAGCAUGGGACAGCACAUGGGAUGCCUCUGACAUACCCUUUCUGGAACUUGCCAAGUGUACGCCAACAGCAGCC